AAAUAUCUCUCCUAUAAAUUACUAGCCACUUUGUAAAUCUAGAUCUCUCUCCAUAGUAUUUAUUACCAAGGAAAAUGGCGACGGGUGGCAUGGAUGAAGCAAGCAACAUGAAGGUGAUACUGAAACACUAUGUAUCUGGUUCACCACAAGAAACCGAUAUGCAUUUGACAGCCGGAACCAUCAAACUCAAAGUACCAAAGGAUUCUAAUUCCAUCAUCCUCAAGAAUCUUUAUCUCUCAUGCGAUCCCUACAUGAUCUUCAAAAUGAUGAAGCUCGAACGACAAUUAACCGAUCCUUACGUCCUCGGUUCGCCUAUAACUGGAUAUGGAGUGGCUAAAGUUUUGGAUUCAGCACAUCCUGGCUUUGCAAAGGAUGAUUUGGUGUGGGGAAUAACUGGUUGGGAAGAGUAUAGUAUAAUUUCAGACCCUAAAAAUUUCUUUAAAAUCCAACAUACCGAUGUACCUCUUUCCUACUAUGCUGGAAUUCUGGGUAUGCCUGGGAUAACAGCAUAUAUUGGUUUCUAUGAGCUUUGUGCUCCAAAGAAAGGAGACUAUGUGUUUGUUUCAGCAGCAUGUGGUGCAGUUGGUCAGCUAGUGGGGCAAUUUGCCAAGCUCCAUGGUUGCCAUGUUGUUGGAAGUGCUGGUAGCCCAGAGAAGGUUGAUAUCUUGAAGAACAAAUUUGGUUUUGAUGAGGCUUUCAACUAUAAAGACGAGCCCAACUUCGAUGCAACAUUGAAAAGGUUACACCAUAAUCGAAAUCUAACGUCGACCCUUUAUUUUCGAAAUAGGCAUUGUCCCAAAGGCAUUGACAUUUACUUCGACAAUGUCGGCGGGAAGAUGCUAGACGCGGUGCUACUCAACCUGAGACCCCACGCCCGCAUUGCGGUGUGUGGCAUGAUCUCGCAAUACAAUAGAGAACAACCCGACGGUGUCCAGAAUUUGUCGUCGAUGGUAUUGAAAGAAGCUCGAAUGCAAGGCUAUCUAGCGACGAACUACUACCAUCUUUACCCCAAAUACCUGGAAAUGAUAUUGCCAUUGAUCAAAGAAUCCAAAGUAGUGUAUGUUGAAGAUGUUGCUGAUGGCUUGGAAAAUUCUCCCAAAGCCCUUGUCGGGAUCUUUAGUGGCCGUAAUAUUGGUAAACAAGUGGUGGCUGUUAAUUGCUUGUAAUCGAAGUUUUAGAUCAAAACGCUUUAUUUAUAAUUUUGCCCAUAAAGUAUAUUCGAUUUCUCAUUUUGGUAUAUGAAUUAUCAUUUUCAUAUUAUUUUACCCCAAAAUUAUUGUCGUGCAAUAAGAAUGUGCUACAUGUCAUGUUCUUAUUGUUAAAUUUUUUAUUUUUAAGGGUAAACUAAGAUGAAAAAGAUAGUUCAGUAUCAAAGCGGGACAAAAGUUUCAUAUACUAAAGUGGGAAAAUGAAUAUAAUUUAAGGGUCAAAUCAUGAAUUAAGCUAAAUCAAAAUAUGGACACUUUUUGUAAUGAACCGAAAGUUACGGUAUCGGAAAUUGAGUCUUGAGUACUGUUUCCAUGAAA
Molecule: messenger RNA, 1526 nt
Organism: Gossypium arboreum
Lineage: Eukaryota; Viridiplantae; Streptophyta; Magnoliopsida; Malvales; Malvaceae
Product: 2-alkenal reductase (NADP(+)-dependent)-like
Exons: 5
Coding region: 75-1166 (363 amino acids)
Biological process (GO): response to oxidative stress
Molecular function (GO): 2-alkenal reductase [NAD(P)H] activity
Source: RefSeq, a predicted model, not a curated record